ACUGCGAUAAACGGCUCGUUCAAAAUUUAUCGUUCGUGAUAACUAUGGCUUGUCUAAAUACAUUGAAACAAGAAAUUUUCGGUACACACCAUGAACGAUUUCAAAUUGCCUCCGCCAGUGUCGACGAAUUGAGCUGUAGAUUCAUAGGAAAAUCGGGAAAAAAGAACAUCGUCCCUGGGAAUAUAACGUUACAGUCUGAGGUGCAAAAAGUUUUAAGCAAAGCGGUUGUUACGCCCGACUUUGAACAGCUGACAUCUGUGCCUCCAUACGAGGUAUUAAAAAGGAAACUUCUGCGAGAGAGAAAGAAGGAAAAGGAAAAAACGAACGGCACUGGUUGGUUUGGAAUGCCAGCUACAGAAAUGACCGAUGAAGUCAAGAAUGACUUGGAAAUUGUACAAAUGAGAUCCGUCUUGGAUCCUAAACAUUUUUACAAGAAAAGCGACUUGAAGGUUCUGCCAAAAUAUUUCCAGAUUGGUAAAGUAAUGGACUCGCCGUUGGACUUCUACAGCAACCGGCUAACGAAAAAGGAGGUCAAGAAGACUCUGGUCGAUGAGCUGUUGGCAGACGCCGAGUUUCAGCAGCAUAAUAAGAAAAUAUAUCGUUCAAUCAUGGAAGAGAAGCAGGAAACUCACUAUAAAAGCUGGAGAAAAGCGAAAAACUUAAAAAAGAAGAAAAACAAAUAAAUUCUAUAUUAAAAAUAGCAGAUACUUUAAUUUCCAACUUCAUCAAAGCUCCAAAAAUGCACUAAGGUAGUCUGUGAACAAACGUGUAGGUUUCAAAGAAGCCCAAUUGAUGAUGUAAAGGUUUAUUGCAGUUAAUUCUACUAGAGGGGAUAAAAUGUGCUUUUUUGUACCGAAUUUAGUAAAGUUGGUUUGCGGCGCAAACAUUAUUUUCAACGAUUCCAGAUCCGGUUACAAUUCCAGAGAAGAGGUUCGUAUAAAGAUACAAUAAUAACAAAUUUUCGUGAAGACUAUCAGAUGAAAAUGAAAAUACGUACACCCAAAAACAGGCAAUGCAGGUGUGUAAAAUGUAUUAUUUAGAGCAACCUUUUUAAUUUUUUUUGGCAG
Molecule: messenger RNA, 1067 nt
Organism: Dendroctonus ponderosae (mountain pine beetle)
Lineage: Eukaryota; Metazoa; Arthropoda; Insecta; Coleoptera; Curculionidae
Product: deoxynucleotidyltransferase terminal-interacting protein 2-like
Exons: 5
Coding region: 45-683 (212 amino acids)
Biological process (GO): RNA processing
Cellular component (GO): nucleolus
Molecular function (GO): RNA binding
Source: RefSeq, a predicted model, not a curated record